AGGAAAGUCGGACACGGGAUGAAAGGAGCAGGGGGAUUCUCCCAACCAGCAUCUGAUUACUGACAGCUACAGUGUAAACAUGAGUGCCGGCUCGGUGGACCAGGAACCGACUCGAAAGCUGGGCUGCUGUGGUGUCCCUGUGAUUACAGAAGAUAUGCAGGCUCUAGCCAUCCGCAGCUUGUCCGGGGGUGAAGUACAGAAGCACUAUGAAUUCAUCCGGGAAUUGGGGAAGGGGACAUAUGGCAGAGUGGAGCUUGUGUCCCAUAAGAGUACAGGUAACAAGAUGGCUCUGAAAUUCGUCAACAAGAACAAGACCAAGUUGAAGAGUUUCCUGCGGGAGUUCAGCGUGACCAGUGCUCUUUCCUGCAGCCCUUUCAUUAUCAGAGCCUUUCAUGUCCUCUUCCAGACGGAGGACUGCUACGUCUUCGCUCAGGAGUACGCUCCAGCUGGGGACCUCUUUGAUAUUAUUCCACCACAGGUCGGGCUCCCUGAAGACAUGGUAAAGCGAUGUGUACAGCAGCUUGGACUGGCUUUGGACUUUAUGCACAGCAAGAGUCUGGUACAUCGUGAUAUCAAACCAGAGAAUGUUCUUCUCUUUGACCGCGAAUGUCGGCGGGUUAAGCUAGCUGACUUUGGCAUGACUCGUAAAGUGGGUUGCCGUGUGAAGAGAGUGAGUGGCACCAUCCCUUACACAGCACCCGAGGUGUGCCAGGCUGGCCGAUCAGAAGGUUUUCCAGUAGAGACUAGCUUGGACGUCUGGGCCUUUGGAGUACUUAUCUUCUGCGUCCUCACUGGCAACUUUCCCUGGGAGUCAGCCUCACCGGGAGAUGCCUUCUUUGAGGAGUUUGUGCACUGGCAGAAGGGUCGUCUGCCCGGUCUUCCGUCCCAGUGGCGACGGUUUUCAGAUAACGCCCUACGAAUGUUCCAACGGCUUCUUGCGUUAGAGUCAGAAAAAAGGAGCCCGGUCAAGGAGGUCUUCUACUACAUCAAGUAUGACUUGCUCUCAGAAGCUAGACGUAGACCUUCCUACCGAACACGCAAGCAACCAGGAGAAAAGUUACCCUCUGUGCCCCAGCGGCAUGACAACCCUACUCCUCUCAAGAGAACAAUACUCACAGAGGGAGGUUCUUCACCUCGUGUGCCACACUCCCUGCCAGAUCCAGGCCAGCCAUCCGCUGCCUCUGGCAGGACAGAUGGACGACAGGACAAGAGCAAAGCUCAGAUGCUGCUGGCAACUGCCAUUGAAAUCUGUGUGUAAUAUGGACACACAUUUGGAUUCUUCUUUAUUGGAAAGUGAUGUCAUUGUCUCCAGUAAAGGUCACCUGCUGACGUAAGACAUAAAACAGGUUUGACCUCUUAGCGUUUAUUGAUCAUGAGCCUACAAGCAAAAAAACAACAACAACAAUAAUAAUAAUAAUAAGUUGACAUGAUAAUGACUUGCUGAUCAAACUGAUGUGGUUAAUGUUCGAGUGGA
Messenger RNA from Nanorana parkeri, 1474 nucleotides. It is a transcript of the gene SBK1, whose product is annotated as SH3 domain binding kinase 1. Lineage: Eukaryota; Metazoa; Chordata; Amphibia; Anura; Dicroglossidae. Gene Ontology annotation, molecular function: protein serine/threonine kinase activity; ATP binding. Bases 80 to 1258 code for a protein of 392 amino acids. The transcript has 4 exons. Gene Ontology annotation, biological process: peptidyl-serine phosphorylation; peptidyl-threonine phosphorylation. The record is from RefSeq and is a predicted model, not a curated record.